UACGAAGAAGAGAAGCAUACGAAAUCCCGUCCGAGAAUAUGAAAUUACUGGUAUCCAAACAGGUCCAAUUGAGCCCAAUUUACCAAUUACCAGUUACCACUAUUACACUUUCUCUCUCUAAACUCCUCUCUCUCUUCUCUUCUCGCUCAGAAUAGAAUUGUUGAUCCAAUUCAAUGGGGGCUACCAGUAGCGACGUCGAAGCAGGUUUCGCCAAGCUUCAAGGCGAGGAUUUCGAGUACUACAUGCAGACUUACUCCAUAAUCUUAGGCCGCAAUUCCAAGAAAUCCAACGUCGAUGUCGACCUCUCAAGUCUCGGUGGCGGCAUGAAUAUAUCCCGUCACCACGCACGCAUCUUCUACGACUUCUCCCGCCGUCGUUUUGCCCUCGAAGUCAUCGGAAAGAAUGGCUGUCUCGUUGAGGGUGUUCUUCACCUACCUGGAAACCCUCCCGUCAAGCUCGAUUCUCAGGAUCUGCUUCAGAUUGGGGAUAAGGAGUUUUACUUCUUGCUUCCCGUUAGGAGUAUUUUGGGUGGGCCGGUUGGGCCAAGACAUUACGUCGGUCACGGUUCUUCCGUUCCCGCGGCGGCGGUUGCAGGCGGAGCAAUUGUUCCUGCUCAUUAUAAUUAUCACGUUGGGUCUGGUCCUGCUGGGGCUGGAUCGGUUGGGAAGAAGGGGAGAGGAAGGGAGUAUUAUGAAGAGGAGUAUGAUGAUGAUGAUGAAUUAGGUGGUGGCGGUGGUGGUGGUGGGAGUAGUGGUAAGAAAUCGAGAAGAGAGGGGUAUGAUGGUUAUGGCUAUGGUGGUGCUGGAGGUUCCAGCGGCAAGGCUGGGGCUUUAGAGAAGAAGGGAGAUGGAAGGUCAAGAAUUGAUCGAGAUAGCGAUAACCAACAGCUUCUGCAGUUGGAGGAAAAGGAUGUUGUGUCAUCUGUUGCUACAGUGCUUUCUGAUUUAUGUGGUCCUGGAGAGUGGAUGCCUAUGGAGAAACUUCAUGCUGAGUUGAUGGAGCAGUUUCGUAAUGUUUGGCAUCAUAGUCGAGUAAGGAGAUAUCUUACAUCUGAGGAUUGGCCCGGUCCUGAAUCAAAGGGAAAACCAUGGUAUGGCCUUCUAAUGUUGCUCAGGAAAUACCCGGAACACUUCGUCAUCAACACAAGAUCGAAGGGCCGUGUCACUCUCGAAUUCGUUUCUCUUGUCUCUCUUCUUUCGUAACAACAUGAGACGACAUUGGGUAGACCGUUGAUUAUGACCGUUCACAGUUGGGCAAGUUCUACUGCCAAUGGUAGAAGUGUAGACAUUUUGGUUAGCCCCGUUCUGUAUGAAUUAUGAUCUUAUGUAAAAUCACUAACCAGGAAUGAAUUAAUUUGGCAUAAUUUAGGGAUUUUACUUUUGCCACUAAAACUUUAUGUAAAUAGUGGUUAUUGGUCAAAGAGCGAAGUAACUCUUAAUUAAUGCCUAGUUGUGUUUUAGAUUAUGUUAAACAAAGUUCAAUUUCUUCAA
Messenger RNA from Cannabis sativa, 1490 nucleotides. RefSeq names its product FHA domain-containing protein FHA2. The transcript has 3 exons. The record is from RefSeq and is a predicted model, not a curated record. Gene Ontology annotation, cellular component: nucleus. Bases 174 to 1202 code for a protein of 342 amino acids. Gene Ontology annotation, molecular function: protein binding; sequence-specific DNA binding. Lineage: Eukaryota; Viridiplantae; Streptophyta; Magnoliopsida; Rosales; Cannabaceae. Gene Ontology annotation, biological process: regulation of ribosomal protein gene transcription by RNA polymerase II.